Messenger RNA from Brugia malayi, 570 nucleotides. RefSeq lists its product as uncharacterized. NCBI's taxonomy places the organism in Eukaryota, Metazoa, Nematoda, Chromadorea, Rhabditida, Onchocercidae. The record is from RefSeq and is a predicted model, not a curated record. The transcript is spliced from 2 exons. Bases 1 to 570 code for a protein of 189 amino acids.
AUGGAAUAUUACGACCAAAUGGAAUAUUACGAUCAAAUGCUAUAUUACGACCAAAUGGAAUAUUACGAUCAAAUGGAAUAUUACGAUCAAUUACAGCGUUGCGAUCAAUUGCAGUAUUACGACCAAAUGGAAUAUUACGAUCAAAUGGAAUAUUACGAUCAAUUACAGCGUUGCGAUCAAAUGGAAUAUUACGAUCAAAUGGAAUAUUACGACCAAAUGGAAUAUUACGAUCAAAUGCUAUAUUACGACCAAAUGGAAUAUUACGAUCAAAUGCAAUCAGCGUUGCGAUCAAAUGGAAUAUUACGACCAAAUGGAAUAUUACGAUCAAAUGCUAUAUUACGACCAAAUGGAAUAUUACGAUCAAUUACAGCGUUGCGAUCAAAUGCUAUAUUACGACCAAAUGGAAUAUUACGAUCAAAUGCUAUAUUACGACCAAAUGGAAUACUACGAUCAAAUGCUAUAUUACGACCAAAUGGAAUACUACGACCAAAUGGAAUAUUACGAUCAAAUGCAGUGUUGCGAUCAAAGCUUGCAGUGGCCAUAACUUCUGGCUGCUUUCCACAUUUAUAG